GGAGGAGUGAAUCCUCUCGCUCUCACGUAUCGACCUGCGCGUUUCUGGCAGCUCAGGGAAGCUAGCACGUUUCUUUCAGAGUCGGAGUGACGCUCGAGUUCCCCUUCUGCCAGCUUUCUCUCUUCGUAUUCUUCCUAACUCCAUCCAAGAACGACCACGCACAGCGACGGCGAGAUUUGCUCCCACAGUGGUUUCUUCUUAUUAUGGCUGUUAGCAGCACCAAGACAGUGUACGAGAUUUUCCAAAGCAUGGAGUACGGGCCAGCAGCAACUUCUAGCACUGCUACUGCACAGGCCUGGCUGGAGCAUCGUUCCCGUUCUCUGGGUCUCUUCAUUGACGGUAAAUUUGUCUGUUCAGCAGAUGGGCGGAGCUGCUCCCUGGCUGAUUCUAAAGGAAGUAUUGUAUGCAGCACAGCAUGCGCUGAAGAAGCUGAUAUUUCCCAGUGUGCCUCCUCUGCUGUUAACGGUUUCAAGUCCUGGAGCAGCCUGAGCUGCAACCAAAGGGCCAAAGUGCUCCUCAGGUUGGUGAGUGUCCUCGGGCAGCACGGCCAGUGUCUCUCAGAGUUGUGUGAGCUCUGUGAGGCCUCCUGCGCCACUGCCGCCCUGAUCAGGCUGCUGCAGUUCUACAGCAGCUGGGCGCAGCUCAGAGACGCACUCCUCACUGACUGGACACCUCUGGGUGUGGUGGCAGUGGUGACCUCGAAAGACUGUCCUCUCUAUUCUCUUCUGCUCAAAGUCCUGCCAGCACUGGCUAUGGGCAACUCUGUGGUGGUUGUCCCCGGUCAGAGCACGGCCCCCCCAGUACUACUACUGGCUCAGCUUUUUACAGGAGCAGGACUUCCUGCUGGGGCUCUUAAUGUGCUAACAGGAAGUGACAUAACACUGGGUGUCAAAGUGGCCCAGAACCACAGCAUCAGUUACGUCAACUACUGCGGCAACAAGGAGGACGGAGUGAUGCUGUGUAAGGCCACAGCAGGGAUGGGAGUUCCUGUGGCGGUGUCACCGUGCGUAGGCUCCACCUGUCCCUUCAUCAUCUUUGAGUCGGCAGACAUUAACAGUGCCGUGGAUGAGGUGAUGGAGGCCGCCUUCAGGAAGAAGAAAGAGGUCUUCUGGGUGUUGUGUGUGCAGGAGAGUGUGGUGGACAGUGUUGUUGCCCAUCUCCGGUUGCGAAUGGCCAAGAUGAAAUGUGUGACCCUGCCCAGUGAGGCAGACAGGGAACGGGUGGAUGCUGCUGUGCAGGAGGCUCAGCAGCUGGGAGCCACGUUGGUUCAGUCCUGUGCUGAUCCCACGUCAGGUGCCCAGUAUCCUUCCACUGUGCUCUGUGGGGUGGCCCCCUCCUCACCAUGUGUGCUCAACCCCUGUCCCGGACCACUGCUGCCCCUCAUGACCUUCAGAAGCAACACAGAAGCCGUGACUCUUGGGAACCACAGUCCUCACGGUCAGGCAGCAUCCAUCUGGACCGAAGACCUCACCCUCGCUCUGGAGACAGCUCAGAGGUUGUCAGUUGGCUCUGUGUGGGUGAAUUCCCACUCCAUCUGUGACCCCUGUCUGCCCGUCUCCGGUCACAAAGACAGCGGGACCUGCACCGAUGGAGGACAGGAGGGUCUGUACCAGUUUCUACGCCCCUCCUCUUCCUCCCCCCCUCUUCCUCGCUCCUCUCCCGUCUCCAUGGACUACACGCAGUUCGGAACAGAAACGUCCCCACCUAUCAUUCCUGCUGAGUCGGACCCUGCCAGAGCCCCUCAGUCCCACCUGCAGUUUGUUGCUGGUAAAGCAUGUAAGUCAGUGUCUGGCUGCAGUGUGGCUGUGCAGCCACCAGGUGGUAGUGGUGGUCUGUUGGCCUACUGCCCAGACGGGGGCCGGAAGGACGUUCGCAAUGCUGUGGAGGCUGCUGUCAAAGUCCAGCCAGGCUGGAUGAAAAAGAGCCCGUCUGCACGUGCCCAGUCACUCUACUCUCUGGCCAAGGGCCUUGAGGCGAAGAGGCGGGACAUAGCUGCAGCAAUCAACACACAGACCGGCCUGUCAAUGGACGAGGCUGAGAAGGAGGUGGAGCUCAGCAUUACCAGGCUCAGCGUUUGGGCCGCUUACUGUGACAAAGUCCUGGGAGGAGCGCUGCCCAUGCCAAACUCUGGCUCCGCUCUCUCCAUCCCUGAAGCCCUGGGAGUCAUGGGGGUCGUCCUACCUGACUACAAUCCCCUCCUCUCCAUGGUAACCGUGCUUGGGGCAACUAUUGCCACAGGCAAUGCUGUUAUUAUGGUCCCCAGUCAAAAGUAUCCACUGCCUGUCUUGGCAUUCAUUAAGGUGCUCCAGUCCUCGGACUUGCCAGCAGGUCUGGUAAACGUUAUUACAGGAAGUCGAGACCAGCUGACUGUGGCUCUGGCUAAUCACAGUGUCAUCAAGGCCAUCUGGUACUGGGGCAGUGCUGAGGGCUGCCAGUACCUCCAGUACACCUGCACUAGUCCACUAAAAACCCUGCGCCUGUGUGAGGACCAGGAAGGGAAAGAUGGGGAGCUAGACUGGACUCGGUGCCGUCCGUCAUUCCUGGAAGAAAUGUGGAGAAGCGCUGUGCAGUGGAAGAGUGUGUGGAUUCCUACAGCUUAAAACGGAACGGCAGGAAGAAGGAACAGAGUUACAGUUUGGAUCGUGGAGCGUUUGACUGUGACCUGAAAAAGCAGAAAUCCUCACAGGCCAGACGGCGACAGAAGGGGAGGAGGGAUUUUAAAAGCAAAAACAUUAGAUGUUAAAUUAAAUUUUGAGAUUAUAUUAGGAAUGGCUGACACAAAGCACUUAAUAGACAGACGAGGGAUUCAAUGCAGGUCACACGUUAACAGUGUUGCUGAUAUAUGAGCUGAUUUUUGUUGCCAACACGGUUUAAAAAUGAUCCUAAAAUGGAAAAUGUGGCGAUUCACUGUGAUUAAGACGAAAGGUUUUUCCCUUUUACGUCCCUGUGACGGUCAAUGCAGAGACCCUAAAAACAUUUCACUGUUUUCAUUUAAAUGUAUGUCGGUUUACUGAAGAUUAUCGAGUAGAGCAGUAGCUGCCCGUCAGAAGAAUCGAUUCAUUGUUGAGUUUGUCAUUUUGGUUUUUAAAUAAAUAUAAAAAACAAUGCUAGCCAAAGUAACAUCCGUUAGAACUACUGCAACGUUUUGCUUGAUUAGUCAAAACAAUAAACCUGAAGGUUUAUUAACAAUAGCUGCUCUUUAGUAAUGUUGGGAUUCCUUUAUUUUAGUCAUAACAGGCUAUCAUGAUAAUAACCCUGCUGAUUUUCUACCUCUGUUAUGCGUAUUUUAAUUAACCCUCACAUGUCUGAUCAGGUAUCACAAGUUAUUGCAAAGUAGGUCAUGUUCACAUUUCUUUCCACGUUAACGAAUAAUCCACGUGAACCGUGACAAACCUCAGGAGAACUUUGGCUCAGAUUGUUGCGCCUGUGUUGCAGGGUCAGUGCAUAUUAAAUAGAUAAAGUUGUGUUAUGGGCUUGAGCAUGUUCUGUGGGGGCCAUUCCACUUCCUGCUCAGAAGUUAAGACACAGAAAUGAGGUGCAAUUCAGAAAAGGUCACAGCAGGGGGCGCUCACAAGGUAGUUCUCAGUGAUCAGGAGUGAAUACAGAUAAACGUGAACAAUAUAUAUAUUUUUUAUUUUGUUUUUGACAAUACAGCAACACUUAUGUACUAAAGUUUUUCUGAGAGAAAAGCCAAAAAAAUACUUCCAAUCUGGUGACGUAUGCUGAGAGGUCCUCGAAAAAACCCUUUGUGGCUCCUGUUUCUAAACAGCAACUAAAACACACAUUAGAUGUGCGGUUUAACUACAACAGAACCUUACACGUAUAGGAAGCAGCGGGUAUCAGAGGCUUCAACACAGCUAGCCGCUGUUUGUGUUCGCUGGCUUGACAAAACCUAAAAGCCCAACAGGAACCUCGACGCUGGUUAUCAGCUUUCUCCUGUCGUAGCUGCAAAUCCAGCUACGUGCAUAAGAUUAGGCAGCAGAUUUGAAUGAAGUAUAAAAACAUUUGUUCAUUUUUUUGCAGUUUGCACUUCUGUAACUUUACAGCUGCCCUUCAUUCAGUCAGUUUAAUAAAGUCUGGCUUAACAAUCAUGCAGGUACUUAAAACAUGCUGUAAAGAACGGAUCCAGAGAAAAUGUUUUACUUCAGGAUCUUUCUAAACCAAAGCACCGGGCUGUGUUCAGCGUAAGUUACCAUGGUGAUUUAGUAGAAAGAGCGACUUUUGUGACACAGGAAACUCUUUAAGCUCAACAUGGCUGACUGAGGAUUUAAUCGAGCUUCGCAGUGCACCACUCGGGCGGCUCCUGCACACUUCAUGCCUGUAAAUGUUCUGUGGAGCUAUGAUGUAUUUCUUUACUUAGAGGGUUUACUACAAAUCAAAUGUGCAGAGUGCCCUGUAUAAAAAAACCUGAACUCCACAGAGCGGCCGUGUUUGCUAAAAUGUUGCUUUAUUCUCAAGCUGCCAGAAGCAGCUACAGUUUGUGUGAUUUGCCCUGGUGUCAGAAUAACAAGCAUUUAGCUGAAGUUUGCACUCCUGGAGCUUCUAAAGAAUUAUGGUCUGCAUCUUGGUGCUAAUUAUGCUGUUCGCAUCUGAGCAAUCAAAUCACACCAAAGGGAGUCCAGUUUAACUGCACUGAAAAGAGUUCUCCAUUGAAAUAUCUCAGCUGGGGGGAACUAUGCAUACUCUGCAACUUGAAGCCGUGUCAGCCUUACAGAUCUGUCAGUGACUCAGCAAAACAAACAAAAAGCAGCAGUACAUGGAUCCAACUUCCUGUGUCAUGUGUCUUUUGCUGUACAUUAAUACUGUAAUUUGUAGCCAUGAAAGGUCAAAUCUGACUCUGUCGUGCAAAAACAUUCCAAGUGACAUUUCAUUUGUUUCCAAAUUCACAUUGUGAAAUAAAACCGA
Molecule: messenger RNA, 4905 nt
Organism: Haplochromis burtoni (Burton's mouthbrooder)
Lineage: Eukaryota; Metazoa; Chordata; Actinopteri; Cichliformes; Cichlidae
Gene: aldh16a1
Product: aldehyde dehydrogenase 16 family, member A1
Exons: 17
Coding region: 204-2600 (798 amino acids)
Molecular function (GO): oxidoreductase activity, acting on the aldehyde or oxo group of donors, NAD or NADP as acceptor
Source: RefSeq, a predicted model, not a curated record